CCGAAAUUGCUCAUAAAAUUAAUUGCGCUUGACCGUAGCAUUGGAGCACACGUGAGUUGCAGCGCAUAAAAUUGAAGAGUCAACAUUACAUUUAUAUGGUAAUGAAUACAACGCCAACAAGGAUUCAUUGAAGACGCGCAUAAAAGUGAAAGAAGCCAACACCUGCGAGGCUCCAAAAGUGAGUGUAUAUUUCUAUAAAAACCGACAACACAGGGAAUAUGAUGUCCUAUCAGCGGAGCUCAUUUCGACUGCUGCUCCUACUUAUUUUCCUGUGUAUUUGCGCGGAGUGUGAGAGCAAAAAGUGGCGAUCACACAUUAAAAAGAAGAGUAAUGCGCCCAAAAUAUCAGCCACCUUUCGCACCGUAAAACCGAAGCGUAAGGCUAUGACCAAACAUCAUGCAGCUCCUCCACACAAACGUCACCCGAAAAUGAACUACUAUCAUCCAUUGCCCACAAAGUGGCCCAGCCAUAUGGCGAGCGCAUUGCAGCCCACCUACUACAUGCCGUCGUCACAUUAUCCCCGCUGGCGUUCGUAUCACACAGCACCGUCGAAGUCGACUGCUCUCAAGAAAAUCGAUUUGUCGCCACCAUUCAUGUCGCUGCCCUAUGGUGGCUACUCAAUGCCAUUGCGUCGCUCUGAUGAUUUCGUUGCUGUUGAUGGCAGUAGCUUUGACAGCAGCGACGCUUUGCCGUCCACCUCUUUGGUGGACAUGAGUGCCUUCAAUGCUGCAAUGACUGAUGGUUUCUUCGAUGCUGACAUACCACAUUUGCCCGCUGGUGGUGAAUUUUUACAACCGGAAAUUUCGUUAGGCGGCUGGACACCUGUCGAUUACAAGUCAUUUAUGGCAGAUGCCGAUUUUAGUCUCCUGAACGAUCAGUUGGCUCUGAAUCGACGCCUGGAUAUGGAUGAACUUAUGUAUAGUAAUCCAUAUGAAAUGCAUUUUAUUUGAUUUCCAAGUUGGCGAAUUAAUAUUUAAAAUGUCAAAAUCUUCGGACAUGAGUUCAGUAAAAAUUAACCCUUGAAAUAUUCUUUAUGAAAUUAAUUUUAAAUUUACUUGUGUUUUUUCAUUAGUUAUAAAUAAAAUCUGAAUUAAUUUCUACUUUAAAAGAACUCGAAUGAGAAUUUAAAGUAAUUACCAUCCAAAACAAUACGCGAAAUCAAUGGACAUUAUACUAGUAUAUAUCAUAAAGGCAUACUUCCAAAAUGCCAUAAUAAAAUAAAAAUUAAGACAUUUUUUAAGAAUUCUUCAAUCGGACAUUCAAUUCAAC
Messenger RNA from Zeugodacus cucurbitae (melon fly), 1269 nucleotides. RefSeq lists its product as uncharacterized. The transcript has 2 exons. The record is from RefSeq and is a predicted model, not a curated record. NCBI's taxonomy places the organism in Eukaryota, Metazoa, Arthropoda, Insecta, Diptera, Tephritidae. The coding region runs from base 219 to 950 and encodes 243 amino acids.